Closterium sp. NIES-67 is the source of this 1890-nucleotide messenger RNA. NCBI's taxonomy places the organism in Eukaryota, Viridiplantae, Streptophyta, Zygnematophyceae, Desmidiales, Closteriaceae. The record is from the annotation of a GenBank genome assembly.
UCGGAUACAUUGACUGGCAAUUUCCAGUCGGCCACUUCGUGGGAAGCCGUUGAACUACGAAAUGGAAACUCGGAAGAACAUGGCGUCGGCGAUGCCGCUGCUCGCAGCAUUGGUGCUGGUGAUGUGCGUGUCGCAAGGCACGGCUGUGGAGGACGUCCGUCUCGGAUUCCUGCUCCCAUUCCCCGACGGCGACUCAGCGGUGCCAGCUAGGCUUGCCGACGAGUGGAUCUCGGCGGCGCGCAUAGCGGUGGACGUGUUGGGCCGGCAGUACCGGCACCUGGUGCGCGUGAAGCCGUUCAUCGCUAACUCCAACUGCAACCAGCAGGCCGCCGCUGACGCCGCUGAGAAACUGGUGGAGGAUCUGGUGGUGGGCGUGGUGGGGCCGGCGUGCUCGGAGGCAGUGCGCGGCGCGAGCCAGGUGCUGCGGUCGCGCUACAUCCCGCUCGUGUCGUUCGCCGCUACAGCUGACACCUUCUCCGGGGACCUCUACAGCACCUUCUUUCGCACCGUGUACAGCGACCGCUUCCAGGCGAAGGCCAUUCAGGACGUGAUAGGGCAGUACGGGUGGACGAGCGUGUACCUGUUCUACUCCGAUGAGACAUACGGCAACAACCUCAGGGACGAUAUCCAGAGCUAUGCGCAGCGCAGGGAGCUGGGGUCCACAACGAUCCGGGUGCCGUACCCGCCGCCGACGUCCAUGUACGAGUGGAAGCAGUUGUUCCACGUGAACGGCCGCCUAAUCACCGCCAACGACUCCACCGUCGUUGUGUUCGCCGCGCUGCCCAACGUCGUUGAAGGGCUGUGGCGCGCUGCUCAAGACCUCGGUCUGCUGGGCUACCCCUGGUGGUACCUUGUGUCUGAUGGCGGCACUGCCUUUGACCUCGUCGGCAUUGACAAGGGCUCAGUCCCGCUGGGAUCAGCACUGCAGGGCGAGCUGGGCAUCGGCCCCUACCGCGGCAAGGCGGACACGAACGCGGCAUCACCCUUUGAGGAGUUCCGGGCGUACUGGCAGCAGCAGCAGCACAGCGAGUACCCGGGGCUGCUCACGCUGCCGGUGACCCCGCGCUUCGAGCAGCCGCGUGCGUACGUGCUGCACCUCAUCGACGCCAUCUGGGCCUUCUUCAAGGCCUUUGAGAACAUCCUCGUCGUGCAGCGCCAAUCGGGCAUCACGCCGCGGCUGGUGCUGGAGGUGUUCAAGAACCGCACGGGCAACGGCAUCCGCUUCAACGGCGUCACGGGGCCCAUGUCCUUCAACCCCGACACGGGCGACCGCAACAAUGAGCUCAAGCGCGCCACCUUUGCUCUCAACAACCUCGCUGGGCCCACCUGGAAGGAUGUGGCGCCGUGGCAGCACACGGGGGGAGACUCCUUCCAGAAGCCGGAGCUGGUCAUGCGCCCUGGCCCGCUGCCUGAGGGCGCCACGCUGCCUGAAGGCCAGCAGAUUGCUGCGCCCUACUCCGUGCCGGAGGAGCUGCAGAGCACGGUCCCAAGCACAUCCGCAUCUUCCUCGAAUGAGACUCUGGCCGAGUGGGUUGCAGAGGAGGCAGGAGGCAGCAGCAAUGUAGGGUGGAUAAUUGGAGGACUCAUUCUGAUUCUCGUCGCUCUCCUCAUCUUCGGCUGGGCACUGUGGAGGGCUGGCCGCAAGCGUCGCCCUGAGCACAGCCAGUAUUCCCGGGUGAUUUGAUUUCUGAGCAGAUGAAGCUGGUGUGAAUCUGAUGUGAUGCAGCAGAAGGACAUGCUAUGUAGUUUCACUUUGCCUUUCCUCGACGUCGAUUUCGCUCCCUUGAUUAUUUUCCUCUCGAGAAUUGACAGUGGUGAACAUAUGUUCACCUGUUCUACAUUCUAAGAAGUGUGGCGCUGUUCCUAUAUACUCGCGUUUUAAAUUCAUGC